Messenger RNA from Nezara viridula (southern green stink bug), 249 nucleotides. The record is from the annotation of a GenBank genome assembly. Lineage: Eukaryota; Metazoa; Arthropoda; Insecta; Hemiptera; Pentatomidae.
AUGGUCCGUCCUUGCUGGGCCGCUGACUCAGCCCUUUCCACUUUCACACUCGGAUCACGGCCUUCUACUGUCUCUAAUAACAAAUAUCUAUAUCGAUCGAGGAGGCCGUGGUGGCCGUACGGUGUGCUCGAUAAUGAGCGGAUCCAAAGAGGUUCCCAUCUAAUCUCCAAAUGUCAAUCGCUAACGCCUACUUCUAUUUCAACUAGGACGUGGAUAAAGCAGGCACUGGUGACAGAGAGAUUAAACUGA